Messenger RNA from Acomys russatus (golden spiny mouse), 959 nucleotides. RefSeq names its product cerebellin 3 precursor (gene Cbln3). The record is from RefSeq and is a predicted model, not a curated record. Lineage: Eukaryota; Metazoa; Chordata; Mammalia; Rodentia; Muridae. The transcript has 3 exons. Gene Ontology annotation, molecular function: protein binding. Bases 245 to 841 code for a protein of 198 amino acids.
CAUUCCUCUCCUCCCUCCCAGAGCCCAACUGCUGUCACUCCAGGCUCUGCCAAGAAGGAGGGAACUGCAGUGACAGCAGGAGUAAGGCCAGGCAGAGCUGUGGCAGGGAAGUGCCCAGGCUAGGUGGCAGACCCACAGAGAGAACAGAGACCAGGGCAAAAGAUACUAAAAGCCUGAAGCAGAGGAAGGAGAGUGAAAGGGGGCAGAAGACUGGGAAAUCUGUGGGUUACAGGGGUGCCUAGGAAUGAAGACAACAAAACAGCACCACCCCAGGCUGUCCUUGGCCCUGGUGCUCCUGAGCCUAGGGGCUGGGUGGGCCCAAGAAGGGUCAGAGCCUGUCCUUCUAGAGGGGGAGUGCCUGGUGGUCUGUGAGCCAGGCCGACCUGCUGCUGGGGGGCCUGGGGGAGCAGCCCUGGGAGAGGCACCACCAGGACGAGUGGCAUUUGCUGCAGUGCGAAGCCAUCACCAUGAACCAGCAGGAGAAACAGGCAACGGUACCAGUGGCGCCAUCUACUUCGACCAGGUGCUGGUGAAUGAAGGUGGGGGCUUUGAUCGGACCUCGGGCUGCUUCGUGGCCCCUGUCCGCGGAGUCUACAGCUUCCGAUUCCACGUGGUAAAGGUGUACAACCGCCAAACUGUCCAGGUGAGUCUGAUGCUGAACACGUGGCCAGUCAUCUCAGCCUUUGCAAACGACCCUGAUGUGACCCGAGAAGCAGCCACAAGCUCUGUGCUGCUUCCCCUGGACCCAGGGGACAGGGUGUCCCUGCGCCUUCGUCGGGGGAAUCUUCUGGGUGGCUGGAAGUAUUCAAGCUUCUCUGGCUUCCUCAUCUUCCCACUCUGAGGACCCAUGCCUUUAAAAGGUAGCUGUCUCGCCCCCUGACCCUUCUGCCCUCCCCUGACCCCAGAAACAAGUAUCUUUGGAGCAAGAGAAAGGCCUCUUGUGGCUGCAGCCCACCCCC